Messenger RNA from Misgurnus anguillicaudatus (oriental weatherfish), 6771 nucleotides. Its product is annotated as protein ABHD8. Lineage: Eukaryota; Metazoa; Chordata; Actinopteri; Cypriniformes; Cobitidae. Gene Ontology annotation, cellular component: mitochondrion. Gene Ontology annotation, molecular function: lysophosphatidic acid acyltransferase activity; carboxylic ester hydrolase activity. Gene Ontology annotation, biological process: lipid homeostasis; phosphatidic acid biosynthetic process. The record is from RefSeq and is a predicted model, not a curated record.
GUGACGGAAGCCUCGCUGUUUGUUAUACGACCUGUCGAUCAAACAGAAAACGAACCGAGAUAUGCUUACAGACUACAGGAGAAAACAAGGGCACUGGUGUGGAUAACUGCCCACCCGUGAGGAUGCGGAGGGGAGACGCAGCCCUUCCUUUCGGUGCACCAUGCCAAAAACCCGGAUCGGUCGUUUAAUCGGCGUGCAUUUGCUUUAAUGAAAUUUUAAUGGUAUAGACGUAGAAUGAAAAAGCGUUGUGACACAUCUCAUCUGCUUUGCAGAAUCAGAUUAAACUGCUAAACGCAACAGAUUAGAGAUAGGCUAUCAUAAUUGACUUAAUUUUAAUGCAUCAUUGCUGCAUCGUGGACUUUAGUGCGGAUCCUUUUCGUUCCAAAAAUCAUCGGAUCAGGUAAACCAGAAAGAUGUUGACCAGCAUUACAGAGAGCAUCUUCUGUUGUCUGAUGGGAAAGACCGGCGUUGUAUUGCCGGUCGAGUCGUCCGACGGCAAGCCGGCCGACGCAUUCGAGUUUGUGGAGGUCAAGCCGGGUCGAGUGCUGCGUGUGCGUCACAUCCUCCCAGAAAGACCCGCUACCACAGAAGAGCAACCGGACACUGACAUCAGCGUCCACUGCAAACGCAAAAUCACUGUGUACCGCAACGGGCAACUAGUGAUCGAGAACCUGGGCGAUGUUCUCCACUCCGAGAUCCUGCAGUGCCAGAAUGGAGACGUGGAACAAUGUACCACUGUUGAGGUGGAGCUGUCCGACUACACCACCGCGCCCUCGUCCCCAGAUCCCAAACCAGUUCCGCCUCUUCCCACCUCUGACCAACAGAAGCCCGCCCCUCCACCCAGACGUCGUCGACGGAAACCCAAGCGCACCGUGCUGAUCGAUACGGAGCGUUGCAUCAGCAGCUGUAAGGGGACGCACUCGGAUGUGGCGUUGUUCUUCAUUCACGGUGUUGGCGGUUCGUUGGAUAUCUGGGGCAGUCAGUUGGAUUUCUUCUCACGGCUGGGUUACGAGGUCAUCGCUCCUGAUCUGGCAGGUCAUGGCGCCAGUACGGCCCCACAGAUUGCAGCGGCGUACACCUUCUACGCCCUGGCAGAGGACCUGCGUGCCAUAUUUAAGAGAUAUGCAAGAAAACGGAACAUCCUCAUUGGUCACUCCUAUGGGGUGUCGUUCUGUACAUUCCUGGCUCACGAGUACCCGGAGCAGGUGCAUAAGGUGGUUAUGAUUAAUGGAGGAGGACCCACGGCACUUGAACCCAGCCUGUGCUCCAUCUUUCAGCUGCCCUCAUGUGUCCUGCACUGUCUCUCUCCAUGUCUGGCCUGGAGCUUUCUCAAAGCUGGUUUUGCCAGGCAGGGUGCGAAAGAGAAACAACUGCUGAAAGAGGGAAAUGCAUUUAACGUUUCUCCAUUUGUGCUGCGAGCGAUGAUGAGCGGUCAGUACUGGCCAGAAGGGGAUGAAGUUUAUCACGCAGAGCUGACCGUACCCAUACUGCUGGUCCAUGGCAUGUACGACAAAUUUGUGCCUAUCGAGGAGGACCAGAGAAUGGCAGAGAUCCUCUUGUUUGCGUUUCUGAAAGUGAUCGAGGAAGGCAGUCACAUGGUGAUGAUGGAAUGCCCCGAGACGGUCAACACGCUCCUGCACGAGUUUUUCCUCUGGGAACCUGACAUUUCCAAAAAAGAUAUGGUUGCCACAGUAACAGCUGAUCAGACCGCGACUGACAACGUGACACCCGUCCAAAUGCUUAACUUGGCCAGCAGCAACGGGACUCUCAAGGUCAACAAGCCCCUUAACAAGUAACCACAAAUGAUUGACGUUUUUGGGGCAAACCAAUCAGAAGGCUGUUGAUGACAGGUGCUGCGUAUGGCGAGACCGUCGACUUGGCUGAGAGCUGAUUUUGGGUCAGAAAGUCCAAGCGGGUGCCAUGAAGAGGGUAAGAAAGAUUGGGACUCUUUAAGAGAGAUCCAGCGAAGUGAAAAAAGCAGCUGAUUUUUAGACCAAUCAUGGCGAUUUAUAACAUCGUGAUGCCUUUGUAUCUCUCUGUGCUACCUUUGGACAAUAUAUCUUUCCUUCUUGUGCUGUUUAAACACAAGGACUGGGUGUCCAAUGGAGGACGAAAUCAAGUGUGUCUAGGCAUUUGGGCGAGAUAAGAUGGCAUUCAGGCAAGGUUGCUUUGGAUUGUGAUGAGGAGUGUUUAAAGUCAACAUGAAACGGCAUUCGCAUUUAACUACGUAAAUUGAAUGGAGCUAGAUUGGAUUGUAAAGAAUGAAGAAUGAAUGAAGCCAGGUGUUUGGAGGGGAGGAGUAUAAGAAAAAUAAAGGGGAUUUGGUGAUAUCAACCAAAAAUGCAAGUCAGUUGGGAGGCAUGGCACGUUGUUACGUCACAUAUUAUUGUUCACAAUAAGACUGGAAAUAUGUGCUCAGUAAAUAGGGUCGAUUUCACCUUGACUUUAUAAGGAAGUGUGUACAGAACUUGUGUUCACAUCACGCACUGUUAAAUGUUCUGAAUAACUCGAUCAUACUGUACUAGUACUAAUAUUCAGAUCAACACAUUUUAAUGUCUUCCCUCAUGAAACAAAUCCAUCACUUAAGAGUUAAGAUCUCAUAAAAUAUUGAAUCCUGUAUCUAACUCCUUGAGCCAUAUGAGGUGGAACAAAGAUAAUGUACUGUAAACAACACACGCUAGCUUCACAUCAUGAUUUUACUUGAAACAAUUUGUAUGAAUUUAACAGAUGUUGCUUCACAUGAAGGACAAUAAUAUGACAAGCAAAUACUAUCAAAUGGAAAUCAACCAUCGCAUUGGGAGAUUUCAUGCCAGCCAGGCGCACCAUUUCGUCUCCUAGCAACCAUGCAGUCGGACAUUAGAGCGGAUUCAGGGAGUGCGGAGAGCUAUAAUGAUGCUGAUGGUCACAAUUUGAUAUGGUGCUGUGGGAAAAACAAGCUAUAAGCUACAACAGUGCAUUGCAGCAACUGCGGCACACGCACGGUAUGCAGAUUUAUUCAAAUGAUGUUAUGAAUAUUUAACCAUCAGAUUGAUCCAUUCACAUGUAAUGUGAGAAGAGCAUACAGUAAUUAUGUUGUACUGUAUGAUUAGGCUUAAGUGGGACAGACCGGCUGUCUAUGCAAGAAUAGAAUGUGGCUUCUGGAAAACCUUACGAUGGUUACCAUGACAACAAAGUCAAAUGCAAAAUGGAUUAAGAACCGGAGGUCUGGCCAUUGGGAGAUAAUUACACACAUGUUGAACAAAAGCGUAGAGAUAUCUGCUGUCUGACAUAUAAAGCAUCGAGCAGAGCGUAUAGUUGAAGAAAACGGUUUAUAUUUUGACGAAAUAAAAGUAACGAGAUAAAACUCAAAUUGUUUAUGAUAAUUGAACACACACAUGCAAACAGUGGCUUAUAUCAAAGUAAAAAAUGUCGAAGUUUAUGCUGCCUUUAGUUCGUUUCGGAAAUUAAAUCUCCCGGCAUUCUCUGAGGCAGCGCAAGAAAGAUCAAAUACAAAAUAUUGUGUUUUUCUACAUCACAAUAUUCAAUCUUGUAAGCAUAAACAUCCUGAGAUGACCUAAAGGCAGAAAUAAUUGACAAAAACCAAAAAUAAAGCGAUACACAGAUUACUACAAGGAAAUUACACUACACUGUAAAAAAAGAUUGUUGGUUCAACUUAAAGAAGUAAGUGUUUGUGCUGCCUUAAAGUGGACAUAUGUGAAGUUUUAGCUGAAAAUAGCAUAUAGAUAAUUUAUUGCAGCAUGUUAAAAUUGCCAAUUUAUAGGUGUGAGCAAAAAUGUGCUAUUUUUGGGUGUGUCCUUUUAAAUGCAAAUGAGCUGAUCUCUGCACUAAAUGGCAGUGACAUGGUAAAGGGGCUGUAUUAUCCCCUUCUGACAUCACAACGGGAGCCAAAUUUCAGUGACCUAAUUUUUCACAUGCUUGCAGAGAAUGGUUUAUCAAAACUAAGUUUUUGGGUUGAUAGAAGCACUGGGGACCCAAUUAUAGCACUUAAACAUGGGAUUUUUCAUGAUAUGUUGCUUUUUGAGUACAAUUUAAAAAUAUUAGUUGACUCAAAAAAAUUUUCUUAAAGGAACAGUAUGUAAGAAAUUUAUAUAAAUGAAUCAUAAAAUGCCCUGAUAUGUCACUAGACAUUGAGAAAUAAUUUUCAUUUCAAAUACUUAUAUCACUGACAACAGUGGUCCGGCCAGGAUAUUGCCAUUUAAAAAGUGGAGUUGCAGCCCUCAUCUGAUGUUUAUGUUGUCAUUUUGUGUAUUGGCCACCAGUUGUGUGAUUGCAGUACCAGUUUUAGCCACAAGUUUUGUGAAUGCAGUACCAGUUUUGGCCACAAUCCUACAUACUGUUCCUUUUAACUAAUAUUUUAAAGUUGAAUUAACUCAACAUUUUAAGGCAGCGUGAACACUUACUUUUUAGAAUGAACCAACAAAUCUUUUUUUACAAGAAAAAAUCCACAAAUAUUCUAUAAAGGUCAACAGCUUUUUAUUGGGCACAGAUAAAACAUUUAGACUGCAUUAUCGGCUCGUUUUUGUGGACAUUUAUAUUUCAUUUAAAGAGGAAUUAGGAAAUGAUGUAAUGGAAUACAGGUAAAUGGUAAUUUUAACAGGAUGCCAGUAUUUAUCAAAGAGAAUUUUCUAGCAUCUCUUAAAUAAAAAUGUCUUCUUGCACACUUGCUAUAUAAGUAAACAUAAGAAAAUGUUCUGGGUUCAAAAUAAGUUAAGCUCUAUGACUUUUUUUGACUGAUCAUUUAGGAAUAAUCCCACUAGAAAUCCCAUAUUUCAUCCCACUGUAUCCCAAAACAUAUUUAACUCUUUCCCUGCCAGCAUUUUAAUAUGGAUUGCCCUAAAAACUCGUCAUUGGCCGAGAAGUGUAUUCUGUUAAAUGACAAGAUAACUCAUUAACUCUUUCACCACCAGCGUUUUUUUUUUUUAAAGUUGCCAGCCAGCGCCAGCGUUUUUCAUGAUUUGAAAAGUUUAAUGCCUUCCAGAAAAUGUACUUCUUCAAAUAUAUAAACAUACAAUAUACCAAAUGAAAGAACAGACCCUCUGCUUUCAAACAAAAAAAAAAACGUUUCAUCCUACCUUCAGUAGUUCUUUUGUAAUCAGCUUUUGAAUAUGGGUAGAUUUCUGCAAAAACACCACAUUUUGAGCAAAAAGCAGAGAUAAUUCCAUUUUUGUGACGGACUUUUCAUAGAGAGCCCAUUCAGAGCGAUCUUUAAAACAGACACGGACCAUAGGGCAAUACUUCCGGUUUUAAAAAGUUGCGGAAGGGCGCCACUUAGUGGAUAAUAGCGGUAUUGCGGAAAGACGGAAAUACUCGUCAUUGGCGGGGAAGCGUUUUCUCUUGAUUGACGAGAUAUCUCGUCAAUGGUGGGGAAAGAGUUAAUGGCAGAGAAACAGUUAAUAAAGCUUUUUCCAGUGAAAUGUCAUAGCCUUUAAUUCUGUAAAUGCACUUCUUUUUAGUUUUUACAAACUGGGGGAUGAGUCAAACUCAUUUUCUAUGGUAAAAGUUACCACAUUGUUGUACAUAAGACUUAAGUUAUUUAUGUAACCCAGAAUAUUCCUUAAAACUUGACUCAAGUUUACUGUGACUUCAUGAUAGUUUGUUUAUUGCGACCACUUCUGUGAAUUGGAAAACAGCUCUUAAAAAACAAAAACUUGCAUACACAUUUGCUGUGACUAUCGACAGACCUCCUGCUAGCCUAGUGCCUACCUAGUGGACUGUAUGUCAGGCCAUACUGUAAGAAGUCAAAGCAUCUAAAAGGGGGUAAAACACUGCUCCUAUAAGGGAGACUUUUAAGAGAUUAAAGUUGAAAGUACUGAAGUAACAAUACAGUAAAAUACAAUUAUUUUUGCAAGCUAUACAUUAAAAAAUAUGUAAAUUCUUUACGUCACCUAUCCCAUAAUGUACCUCAAACUGUGACGAAUUUUGAGAGUUGUAAAAAAGUUGGACUUUUUGCCUGGCAGAUGAUAAAACCGAUAUAAAACAAAACAGAGACUUAAGGGUGGAUUAUUUUCACUUGGGCCAAUAAGUAUCCAUUAAAGUCCAAGCAGCCACAUACCAAUACUAUGAACAGUGCAGUAAGACCUGGCAACCACCCAACCCUGGGCAUCAUGGCAUUGGGUUUUACUCAGACAACACCACAAAGAUUUUCUUCAAAAGAGUCUAAUUCUGCUUACAAAAAUAUUUUUGAGCAUUAGCAGAGUUUUUUAGUUGUGCAAUAUUGUAAGCUUUUCUGCAAACACUGCAGGGGGAAAAUGACAUUUCAAAUCCCAUCUUUCUAAUUCACAGAUGGUAGCAAUAAAAUAAAGAAACAUUCAUCCAACAGGGUAAUCUGCAGUGAUGCUAACAUUGCUUUUACUAUGUACGACUCUACUAACAGUAGUUGUGGAUUUUCUUCGAGUGCCUGGGAAUGAAUGUUUUGAAGUGAAGAGAAAACAUGGAAAUCAAAUAACAAACAAUACUGGCCAAUACUGUUAAAUACUGCCAAAUGUCUCAUUCAUGGGUUGAAAGUGACAAAAGAAAUAUUGUUUGACUGUGUGAGUGAACAAACUGCUGCAGAAGAUGGAGUUUGCAGAUCACAGAUCAUUUGAUAAAGAUUUCCUCUUCCUCCGGUCGUGUCCUGAUGUCAUUUUGUGAACAUUGUGGAUCAGUUCGUGUCAAAUUUGUGUGUUACAAAUAUCUAUGGGAAUAUUAUGCACUGCCUGAAACUAUGUGCAUAUGAAAUAUCACAAAGCUAUAUUAAAAAUUAUGAAAAUGAAAAUAAAAAAACAUAUAUAU